Molecule: messenger RNA, 4218 nt
Organism: Brenthis ino (lesser marbled fritillary)
Lineage: Eukaryota; Metazoa; Arthropoda; Insecta; Lepidoptera; Nymphalidae
Source: the annotation of a GenBank genome assembly
AUGGUCCCUCAGGAUGUAGAAGAGCGCGUGGCGCGCACGUUCCCCACGCCGCUGGACCGGUGGGCGUUGAUAGACGCGCGCGACGUGGCCACCGCGCGCCGCAAAAAGUCGCUGCUGCUGCCGCUCGAUAAGCUGCACCAGCUACUACAGAAGGAGGUGCUUCUGUACAAAAUCGACACAUCGGUAUCUCUGUGCAUGACCGCCAUCUUGGAGUACGUGAGCGCGGACAUCUUAAGGCUGGCGGGCAAUUUCGUCAAGCAGAUCCCGCAGAAGAGCGGCUACCAUGUCAUCACCUGUACCGACAUAAAGACUGCCAUGUGUGCUGAUAAGGUGCUGAUGGACAUGUUCUACCAGGAGUCGGAGCUGGCCGGCGCGCUGGCCACGCAGGGCGAGCGGCGGCGGCGCGCCUCGCUGUCCUACGGCGAGCUGGUGCGCGAGCUGAUGGCCGACGUGCGCACCUUCCUGCGCGACCUCAACCUCAUCAUACGCGUCUUCAAGGACGAGCUCGAGAAGAUACUCGACGGCGAUAUUAGGGCAAUAACGUUAAUAUUCGGCAACAUAGUAGACAUAUACGAGUUGACGGUGACGCUGCUCGGCAACCUGGAGGAUGCCAUGGAGAUGUCGCAGGACUCGCCCACGCCGUACAUCGGCAGUUGCUUUGAAGAAUUGGCCGAAGUGGAAGAAUUUAGAGCAUACGUGCGAUACGCCAAUAUUGUGACGAGAAAAGAGUCGAGGGAUGCCUUACAAAAUAUCGUCGAUGAUCCUUUGCUGUCGGAGCGGCUGCACACGGGCGGGCACGGCUUCCGGCUGGCGGUGAAGUACUGCCUGCCGCGGCUGCUGCUGGCGCCCGUGGGCCACGUGCUGCUCUACCACGGGUACGUGUGCGAGCUGCUGCGCGCCGCGCCCGCCUCCGACGACCGGGAGAGCUUCAAGCAGGUGGAAUGCAACCUUCUUUUAAUAAAGAAUUUAAUAGUGAAAACAUUAGGCAAUGGACCAAAGUUGGAGGGCGCCGUGCGGUCUGCGUCGCGCGCGCGCCGCCAGCUCGCCAUCGAAAAGUGCGGCGAGCUCGCCAAGCUCGUGGACAACUGGGACGCGCGCGACCUGCCGCAGUGCUGCAACGAGUUCAUACGAGAGGACACACUGUCGAAAAUCGGUCCCGGCAAGCGUAUUGCAGAGCGGCGAGCUUUUUUAUUCGACGGCCUGCUGCUGCUGUGUAAACCCGUCACGGGCCUUGUGACAGUAAAUAGUGGAGUGACGUCGGGCGGGCCGCAGCAGCUGAAGUUGAAAGAGAAACUGCACAUACGAAAGUUGGAAAUUGUUGAUCGAACCGACGGGGAAGAGGGGCGUAACCUGAUGGAGCUGUGCCCGCGCGUGGGCCCGCCCGUGCUGCUGGCGGCGGCGUCGUGCGCGGAGAAGCGCAACUGGAUGUGCGACCUCGUCAUGCUCAACACCAAGCCUAUGCUCGACCGCAGCCUCGACAGUAUCCUGUUGGACCUGGAGCGGCGACACCCGCUGCAGCUGCCGCCGGCCACGCUCUACCGCUUCGCGGAGCCCGACUCGCCCGAUAAUAUAGUGCUCGAGGACCGCGCCGGCACCGCGCCACUCAUCAAGGGCGCGACGCUGCUGAAGCUGGUGGAGCGGCUGACGUACCACGUGCACGCUGACCUCAACCUGGUGCGCACCUUCCUCACCACCUACCGCUCCUUCUGCGCGCCCGCCGACCUGCUCGCGCUGCUCGUCGAGCGCUUCGACAUCCCCGAGCCGCACCUCGUGUACGACGCGCCGCGCGGCGAAAGCGUGGAGAUAUCAGUGAGCAGCGACGCGGAGAAGCUGAGCAAAAACACGGCGCGUGAGGACUGGAAGCGUUACCGCAAGGAGUUCCAGCAGCCCGUCAAGUUCCGAGUAAUAAACGUGCUCCGGCACUGGGUGGACCAGCACUUCUACGACUUCGAGCGCGAGCCCGCGCUGCUGGAGCGCCUGCAGGCCUUCCUCGAGUCCGUCGACGGGAAGCCCAUGAAGAAGUGGGUGCAGAGCGUGCUCAAGACGGUGCAGCGCAAGUGCGCCCAGAGCAACCAGGGGAUGUUGGACGCGGAGAGCGUGAGCGGCAGCCUCGCCAGCAUCCCGUCCAGCAUCGCUGGCAGCAUCGCCAGCGGCCUCAGCGUGGCCAGCAGCUUGGGCAGCGUGGGCGGGGUAGGCGGCGUGGCGCACGUGUUCGACCGCUCGCCGCCCGCGCCGCUGCGCCACGUGGCCAACCCCGAGCGCUACGGGUGGCACCCGCUGGCGCUGCACCCGCUGGAGCUGGCGCGGCAGCUCACGCUAUUGGAAUUUCAGCUAUAUAGACAGGUGAAACCGUCGGAGCUGGUGGGUGCGGUGUGGACCAAGAAGGACAAAGAGAAGACCAGCCCCAACCUGUUGAAGAUAAUUAAGCACACCACUAAUUUCACUCUCUGGAUGGAGAAAUGGAUAGUGGAGAGUGAGAACUUAGAGGAGAGGGUGGCUGUGGUGUGCAGGUUCCUGGAAGUUGCGUUGGCGCUACGCGACCUCAACAACUUCAACGGCGUGCUGGCCGUGGUGGCGGCUUGCGGCUCUGCCUCCGUGCACCGGCUGAGGCAUACCUUUCAGACGGUGCCGGUGCGGCUGGCGCGCGCGCUGGCGGCGCUGCGCGAGCUGAACUCGGACCACUUCCGCCGCUACCAGGAGCGCCUGCGCAGCAUCAACCCGCCCUGCGUGCCCUUCCUCGGCAUCUACCUCACCAACAUACUGCACAUCGAGGAGGGCAACCUCGAUUAUCUGCAAAACUCUAACUUAAUAAACUUUUCAAAAAGACGUAAAGUGGCGGAGAUCACGGGCGAGAUACAGCAGUAUCAGAACCAGCCGUACUGUCUCACCGUCGAGCCUAGGACGAGGGCGUUCCUCGAGUCGCUGGAGCCAUUUCCCGGCAUGGACGACAUCGAGGUCACCAACUAUCUGUACGAGAAGAGUCUCGAGAUAGAACCGCGCGGUGUCAAGCAGCUGCCCAAAUUUCCCCGGCGCUACCCAGAACUGUCCCUGAAGCCGGUGAAGGUGUCCCGCCGGGACGCGCAGGCCGCGCCCGGAGCGCCCGCGCCUGCCCUCGGCGACGACACGCUCAGCGUGGCGCAGCUGUCGCCCACCAGCGCGUGGGACGGCGCGUCGGUGGCUUCGCUGCAGGUGCACGACCAAGGGUGCCGCGAGGGGGGCGGGGGCGGAGCCCUGACGUCGCCGCGGCUGGAGCGCAGCAGCUCGAGCUCGCUGGCGGCGCUCGGGCAGCUCAGCCUCUUCGACAAGGGCAUGGCGCUCUUCGACAAGAGCAAGUCCGUCGCCACGCUCAAUAGGAACAGUGGGUCCGCGCGUGAUGAGCCUCCGUCCCCGCGUGACAACCACUCGCCGAGCAAAUGGAGCACAUCGAGCACUAUGAGCAUGAGCGCGGCGGGGUCGUGGGCGGGUGCGGGCGCGGGGGCGGGGGCGGGGACGGGCGGCGGCGCGGGUGGGCGGCGCGCCGCCCUGUCGCCGCGCGGCGCCAUCGUGGACGCGGAGCUGUUCUACUCGCGCAGCGCGGAGCACCUGCCGCGCCGCCGCGAGCCGCCGCCGCCGCCGCUGCUGCCGCGCGCCGCCCCCGCGCUCGCCCACGACGACGCGCCGCCCGCCCUGCCGCGCCGCCCGCCCUCGCCGCACACUGCGAUAAGCGAGGUGCCCCCCGAGCCGCCCGACCGCCCGCUGCCGAGCCCCAAACAUUACGACUUGUUCAAGAGCCCCGCCAUGUCGCCCAAGCGCUCGCCCGCGCCCGCGCCGCCGAUCAGCCCACUCGACAGGGCGGCGUUCAGUUUCCCUUCCGCCACAUCGCCGUCGGCGCACCUCAGCUCGGACGGCGCGCCGCCGCCUUUGCCCCCGCGCCGUCGCCGGGACUCCGCCGCGCCGCACACGCCGCAUCUGUCGUCGUGGAGCGAAUGCAGCGCGGGCGGCUCCCCGUCGAGCUCGUCCCCCGCGCCGUCCGCGCCGCCCGCCCCGCCCGCCCCCGGGGGCGCGCCGUCCGCGCCGCCCGCCCCCGCGGGCGCGCCGCCCCCGCUGCCGCCGCGGCCGCCGCCCCCGCCCGAGCUGCUGCGGCCGGCGCACUCGGCGCUGCUACAGAGGAGGCACACUGCGGCGCUAGCACCGAAGCUGCCCCCGAAGCCGGCCGCGGCCGCCGUGGCGCCCCGCACG